AUGCGGAUCCGACGACUCGCGACUGCCCUACUCGCCGCGCCUCUCCUCGUCGCAGCGCAAUCUCCUCCUCAAAUCCUCGUGUACUAUGCGACCGCCGGCUACUACCACGACUCGAUUCCGGCUGCGAUGUCGGCGAUCCAGCAAAUCGGGCAGAACACCUCGCUGUUCAACGCGACUUUCUCGAAGGACGAGAACCUCUUCACGCCAGCCCAACUCGAUCCUUUCAAGGCGAUCGUCUUCCUGAGCAACUCGGAUCAGGUGUUGACGAGCGAUGGAGAGGCGGCGUUGACUGAUUGGUUGACGAAGGGAGGGUCGCUCGUCGGAUUGCACGCUGGGACGGCCUGCCUGUUCAACGACACUGCAUUCGGCGUCGCAAUGGGCUCCUGGUUCGACUACCACCCGCAGAUCCAGAAUAUUACCUUCACCAGGAUCGCCGACCACCCGACCGUCAGCAUGUUCUCCGACCGCUUCGUCUCGUACGAGGAGGCCUACCACUUUCGAAGCGAUCCUCGAAGCGUCAACGCAACCGUCAUCCUCUCCUACGACCCGUCGAGCGUGAACGACCCACAGUACGGUACGCGGCCGUACUACCAGGGAACUCCGCCGCCCAUCGCAUGGUACAGGGAGGGUCAGUCGGUCGACCUGAGCAAUGGGACGGCGCUGAAUCCGCCGAGGAUGCCGGGACGAACCUGGAUGACGAGUCUUGGGCAUACCAUCGAGGUUUGGAGUGAUCCGACGCACUUGGCGCAUGUCGAGGCGGGACUCCGUUGGGCACUUCAACACUUUACUACAAACACCUCUUCCUCCUCCGCCUCCCCAUCCUCCGCCGCUUCAUCCCCCUCUUCUGCGUCCUCCGCAUCUCGCACAGCAACUUCCACUGCGCCUUCUGGCUCUGCAGCGCCUGCCGCGACUUUGCAGACUCCUUCGGCAGCGUCCACUCUCUCGCCCAUGCUCGCACCCGCCUUCGCACUUCUCCUCUUAAUCGCUGCCAUGUCCAUUGUGCCCAGCUCGAUUUCUAUAUAG
Molecule: messenger RNA, 1023 nt
Organism: Rhodotorula toruloides NP11
Lineage: Eukaryota; Fungi; Basidiomycota; Microbotryomycetes; Sporidiobolales; Sporidiobolaceae
Product: glycosyl-hydrolase
Exons: 4
Coding region: 1-1023 (340 amino acids)
Source: RefSeq, a predicted model, not a curated record